GACGGCUGUGUCAAAAAAUGAACGUGGCGGAUUUAUGUGCUCAUUGGAUUAAAAAAUACUUGUAUUUGUAUGAUUAGAUAUGGAUAAUAUAUCUUAUCUUGUAGUUAUUUACUCUAUUCCAAUGUAUGCUUUUACAAUUUCUAAAAGUGUAGAUAACUCAGCAUGAUGUCAUAGGUAACAAGAGUGAUAUUCAACAUGGGAGUUACAAUAGAAAAAAGUGACAAAAAAAAUGUAACUACCAAUUCUACUACUACCACAACUGUAACUAUAGAUAAGGUGGGCUUGUGGAUAGUAAUCGUGACAGUAAUAAUAAUAGUUGUGAUAGUGAUUGCAGGAGUUUGUGUUAGGUUCAUAUUAUCAGACGAGCGCCUUUCUAGGAUAAUUCUGAUGAUUCUUAUUUUUUUAUUGAUACUUUUGGGUAUCGUUGUAAUUACUACUUUGAUGAUUCGUCGGAAAAAAAAUACGGAAGUUGUUACAGUUCGGGGAACUUAUCAGAGAGUUCAGCCCUCUGCCCCACUGGAAGAACCAACAAAUUACUCGAAUAGAACUACACUACCUGCUUGAAAAUUUGUAUUCAAUAAAAUUAUUUCUUCAACAAA
Molecule: messenger RNA, 599 nt
Organism: Leptinotarsa decemlineata (Colorado potato beetle)
Lineage: Eukaryota; Metazoa; Arthropoda; Insecta; Coleoptera; Chrysomelidae
Source: RefSeq, a predicted model, not a curated record